Brassica rapa (field mustard) is the source of this 1857-nucleotide messenger RNA. RefSeq names its product NO-associated protein 1, chloroplastic/mitochondrial. The record is from RefSeq and is a predicted model, not a curated record. Gene Ontology annotation, molecular function: GTP binding; GTPase activity. NCBI's taxonomy places the organism in Eukaryota, Viridiplantae, Streptophyta, Magnoliopsida, Brassicales, Brassicaceae.
GGGGUUUAUCUUGAGAGAGAGAUAGCUGGUGGGGGAAAAUCUCAUCAAUGGCGCUACGAGCUCUCUCCACGUUUCCUUCUCUUCCUCGUCGCUUCACCGGACGUGGACCCACUCUCACCGUCAUUCACCGGAACCCAACGACGUCAAUCGUCUGUAAGUCUAUCUCCACUUCAGAAUCGACGGUUUCACUCUCGGAGCGGGAUGGAUUCGCGGCGGCAGCUCCGACUCCCGGAGAGAGGUUCUUGGAGAACCAAAGAGCUCACCAAGCUCAGAAAGUGGUGAAGAAAGAGCUCAAAAGGGAGAAGAAGAAAAAGAAGGAAGAGAGCGUGCGGAAAGUUGUCGACACCUCCGUCUCGUGUUGCUACGGCUGCGGAGCUCCGUUACAGACCUCCGACGUCGAUUCUCCGGGAUUCGUCGAUCUCGUUACUUACGACUUGAAGAAGAAACAUCACCAGCUAAGAAGUGUAAUAUGUGGAAGAUGUCAGCUUUUGUCUCAUGGGCAUAUGAUUACAGCUGUUGGUGGUAAUGGAGGGUAUGCUGGUGGGAAGCAGUUCGUUUCAGCUGAUCAACUCAGGGACAAGCUUUCUCACUUGCGCCUUGAGAAGGCCUUGAUUGUCAAAUUGGUUGACAUUGUUGAUUUUAAUGGUAGCUUCUUAACUCGUGUUCGUGAUUUGGUUGGUGCCAAUCCGAUCAUACUGGUUAUAACUAAGAUUGAUCUCCUUCCAAAAGGAACAGAUAUGAAUUGUAUUGGUGAUUGGGUUGUAGAAGUGACCACGAAGAAAAAACUAAAUGUCUUGAGUGUCCAUCUGACAAGUUCCAAGUCACUGGAUGGAGUUAGCGGAGUUGCGUCUGAAAUCCAGAAGGAGAAAAAGGGACGAGAUGUCUACAUUCUGGGUGCAGCUAACGUAGGGAAGUCAGCAUUCAUCAAUGCUUUGCUGAAAACAAUGGCGGAAAGGGACCCUGUUGCAGCAGCCGCACAGAAGUACAAACCGAUUCAAUCAGCUGUCCCUGGAACAACCUUGGGUCCAAUUCAGAUCAACGCCUUCCUCGGAGGAGAGAAGUUGUAUGACACACCGGGAGUUCACUUACACCAUAGGCAAGCAGCUGUUGUGCAUUCAGAUGAUUUACCCGCCCUUGCUCCUCAGAAUCGUCUCAGAGGCCAGUCUUUCCAUAUUUCAACAUUGCCAACACAAUCAUCAAGUAGUUCCGAAGGUGAGAGCUUAAACGGUUAUACAUUCUUUUGGGGAGGUCUCGUCAGGAUUGACAUCUUGAAGGCUCUACCAGAAACACGUUUCACAUUCUAUGGACCAAAGGCUCUUGAGAUUCAUGUAGUACCAACCAAAACAGCAACCGAGUUUUACCAGAAAGAAGUGGGCGUGCUUCUGACACCUCCAUCAGGGAAAGAUCAGAUACAGGAGUGGAAAGGAUUACAGUCUCACCGUUUACUCCGAAUCGAAUUUAACGAUCCAAAAAGACCGGCUAGUGAUGUGGCGAUUUCGGGGUUAGGAUGGAUUUCAAUCGAACCAAUCCGCAGAUCAAAAGACUCUGAGCCGAGAGAUCUCGAAGAAGCAGAGCAUGAGAUACGUGUUUGUGUGAGUGUGCCAAAACCAGUUGAAGUGUUUAUCAGACCAACACUACCCAUUGGCACUUCUGGUGCUGAAUGGUAUCAAUACCGUGACUUAUCCGACAAGGAAGAAGAGGUCAGACCCAAAUGGUACUUCUGAAGUUUUUGUUUAGCUUACAAAACCAGAGUUAUAUAAUAUAAGAAUAUGUAACAGAGUGGUAAAAUAGCAAAUUGUUUGUAAUGAAAAGUUACUAAAUUAAUCUUCAAGAAAGUAAACAUCAAAGUCAACAACA